Molecule: messenger RNA, 156 nt
Organism: Vairimorpha ceranae
Lineage: Eukaryota; Fungi; Microsporidia; Nosematidae
Exons: 1
Coding region: 1-156 (51 amino acids)
Source: RefSeq, a predicted model, not a curated record
AUGAAAGGAAAAGACACAGUUGAACGAUUUAAAAAGUUUGGCAGGAAAAAGAUGUUACAAGCUAAUUAUGUUACAGCUUUACUUAACAUUACUAAAAAAAAACCUAAAACAUCAUUAAGAAAACUAACUAUUGAACUGCAAGCGAAGACCAAUUAA